Aspergillus tanneri is the source of this 549-nucleotide messenger RNA. RefSeq lists its product as uncharacterized. The coding region runs from base 1 to 549 and encodes 182 amino acids. The record is from RefSeq and is a predicted model, not a curated record. The transcript is spliced from 3 exons. Gene Ontology annotation, cellular component: fungal-type cell wall. Lineage: Eukaryota; Fungi; Ascomycota; Eurotiomycetes; Eurotiales; Aspergillaceae. Gene Ontology annotation, molecular function: structural constituent of cell wall.
AUGCUUCUUCCAAAUCAAAUCCUCACCCUUGGGCUUCUCACCACCGCUGCAAUCGCAUUCCCCUUCACUUCUCGCUCUGCCUCUCCGACGUCCAGCAACUACAACAUUAAGGCCAACUCUACAAGCGUCGACCCUGUUCUUGCCUCCCUUAUCGCUGCUUCUGCUACUGAAACAAGUGAUAUGAGUACUUGUCCACUCACCCACCCGACCAAGCAAUGCUGUGCCUCUAUCACUGAGAUGGCAGGCGACAUCACUAAGGAGCUGGGUGAGCUGGUGCCUAUAUUAAGUGAAGUAAAAGUUUCCUCGAUACUUAGUCUACAGUGUCGAUCAAUGGAUCCAAACAGCCCGAAUGAGUCUUGCACGGAUGAUGUGGUGUGCUGUACUGGGAUGGAGGACACCGAAUCUGCAAUAUUCAAAACUUGCAAAACCUGGGACGAGGCCAUCACCUCGAAGAAGAAAGCCCUGGAUCACAACAACAGCCGACAACAACAGUAUAGUAGCGCCGUCGCCGCUACUCCUACCUCAAAUCUACACAGACCCACACCGUAA